AUGUCCUCUCGGUCCUCAAUUACGAAUCCCACCCCGCCCAGUCCGCUGGACCCGUUCCCUUCAUAUUCUGCUGAUUUCGCUGGGUCGAGCAGCAGCUCUCUGGUACAUCGUGGUAAUACCAGGGCAAUUGCACCAUUUCUCUCGAGCUCGCCGGAAGAUGCCGAUACAACGCACGAACGACAUAGGGCAUAUUCCGUAAAUAUGGAUCGCAAAAGGAGAUUUACCGCUACCGCGAAUGAUGACGCAACUCUACACAGGCAGCCGUCUGCCUUGAGCGGACCAAGCUCUUUGUCACAUAAUAGACUUCAACAAGACAGACCACUGCCGUCGCUGCCUGUCGGUGAUGACCGUAACAACUUUAUACCUUCCGAAAUGCCAGGUUCCUCGCGGGAAAAUGCCAUUGAUCUUACAUCUCCACCUUCGCUUGUUGCCAGUACUUCUGCUUCUCUGUCCCGACAACAUAGUCGCAGCCUAACUACGGUGCAUCAACAGCGCCGACAAAAUUUCAUGGAGUACACGUUACCCCGUUGGCAGCCCGACUCGGAGGUUACGCAUUGCCCUAUUUGCAACUCUCAGUUCAGCUUUUGGUAUCGAAAACAUCACUGUCGCAAGUGUGGAAGGGUCGUGUGUGCAGCGUGCUCUCCUCAUCGCAUAACUAUACCCAGACAAUACAUCGUUCGGCCUCCUGAACCAAUCGAACAAUCGAAUACUGAAACUUCUGUACGCCACAGACGCGAUUCCUCUCGAGCCGUCGCUGAUCUCACAGCCGAUUACAUACGUGAUACAACUACCCCCUUACCAAGCCGACCGCGUCUUGAGACCUACCCUUCCAAUCCUGCACUUGGCGGUGGUGAGGAAGUGCGACUUUGUAAUCCAUGUGUUCCAGAUCCUAACCCAGAUCCACCUUUAAGUUACGGGACUGUUCGAGCUAGCUUUGAUCGUCUUCCGGGUCAGGAUUGGGACGCCACGAUGCCGACAGUACCAAUCAGCCAACGUUUCCAUCAGGCGCGCCGCUCAUUAUCCGGCGCUCAGAUAUUUGGUUCUCGCAGAGAUCAAGAUAGAGAAUCAGAGGACAAUACUCUUCGGAAUCAGGUGUUGGAUGAUUUCCUAGGUCGUCGAACCUCUACUUCUACUCCAGCACCGAUUGAGCCUUUCUAUGGUCACCAACCCGGCUCUUCUCGCAAUGCUUCCUCCUCAAGUCCCAGUCAAGCGCCACAUCAGUCUUCUGCCAGGGUGCAAUCCUACUCUUUUUCAUCACAUAGACCUAGACCACUUGAGACCGAAGCUGGGUUUGUUCCUUUUGGCCCCUCCGGCACCCGGCCUAGGAGAGUACGGUCCAUGGCUGAAUCUGAUCGUACUCGCACGUCCCGUCCUCCACACCGAGUCCAUGUGGAUGAAAGAGAUAUCUGUCCGAUCUGCGGCACGCAGCUACCACCCCGUGGAAGCGAUGGUAACGAGAAUGAGCGAGAAGCGCACGUUCGCGAUUGCAUCGCUAGAUCUUCAGGGGGCGAUCGGUCCUCACCCGGCAUGGGCUCCCCACAAUCACAACACCUUCUACGCAUGCUAUCGUUUACAGCGACUGAAAAAGAUUGUCUCAGUGAAGAUGGCACUCCGCAAGAGUGUACCAUUUGCAUGGAGGAGUAUGAAGUCGGCGAUAAGCUCGCCCGACUGGAAUGUCUAUGCAAGUUCCACAAAUCAUGCAUCGUGGGAUGGUUUGAACGGAAGAAGGAAUGUCCCGUUCACAAGUUCACUUAG
Molecule: messenger RNA, 1755 nt
Organism: Talaromyces marneffei
Lineage: Eukaryota; Fungi; Ascomycota; Eurotiomycetes; Eurotiales; Trichocomaceae
Exons: 3
Coding region: 1-1755 (584 amino acids)
Molecular function (GO): metal ion binding
Source: RefSeq, a predicted model, not a curated record